GGUCGGUAUCUUGCGAAGCGGCGCCAUGGACGACGACUUUGGCAGCGGGACAUGGACGAGCUUGGGCGUCGGCGUCGCGAUCGGUCUCGUCCUCAUUAGCUUCCUCACGCUCUAUCCUGGUGAGCCAUUCGAGUACACGCCGGACGCCUUGGAGCGCAACGCGGCGUCCUCGGCUACCUCGCCCGACGACGACGAGCGCUGCUUGCCAGAGAAGGCUGCAGACACGGACGAGCGCAAAGCGGCGGCUGCCCGCGUCGAGAAGAUUCAGGCUCUUCUCGGCCUGCAAGACGCCGAAAUUCAGUCGGCGCUGGCGGCAGCCUCGCGCGCAACACCCGCCCACCCCACAGCCGGCCGCACCAACUACAUGGCGAUCGCUGACAAGUGCGUGUACGCCGUCUUCUUUGGCCUCUUGCUGCUCGUCGCCGAGCGCGAAUAUGGCAUCAACGUCGCUGCAGUGCUGAGCUACGUCUUCCCGCGCGAGGCCGCGACCGUGCACCAGCUGUGGCCGUGGACGUCGUCGGUCCACGCCGCGCCGUAGCAUAUUCUGUGAACAUGGAAUGACUAUUUCUUAAACGA
Messenger RNA from Saprolegnia diclina VS20, 576 nucleotides. RefSeq lists its product as hypothetical. NCBI's taxonomy places the organism in Eukaryota, Oomycota, Saprolegniomycetes, Saprolegniales, Saprolegniaceae. The transcript has a single exon. Bases 26 to 538 code for a protein of 170 amino acids. The record is from RefSeq and is a predicted model, not a curated record.